AUGGUGAACCAGUCGUCAGCAUCAUCAGCCACAGCGGUUGCAAGUGCAGCGUCGCAUCGCCGUGAGCACCCCGGGCAUGAAGACUCCCAACAGAGUGGUCUCUUGUCAAACAAGACACGUGCCGAUGUCAAAGACUCCGAUCUCUUUGAGAACGUCACCAGCAUUCAGCAACUGUUCGGAUCCCUUCAAGGAGCAGCUUUGCUGGAGAAGUGCUUGGAAUUCUAUCAGGCCGAUGAGUUGGAUAUCCCUUGGUUCUCCGACGAUGGGACUCGCACGGUCGUUAGAUCGGAGUUGAGCCGGCCCAUUCAAGAGGCAACGGUCAGUCGCUACAUGACACGCAUAUGGAACGAAGGCCUGAGUCAGAUGGUCUCAGGUGAAGCGAUCUUCCGGUACCGGACGGCUGAUCACACCCUUCCGCUAUCUGCCGGUGGUUUUAACCACCGCGCGGAGGCCUUUUACCGCUGCCGAGACGAGCAGCCGGACCACCCGAUGGUCCAGAACGCGUUGACUCGAGGGUUGAGGAAGGUCAAGGUCUUGCAUGAACGCACGCCGGACUGCGUUUUCAAAAAGGUCAUCGUCCUCCUCAACGCCUUCCAUCAGGGCAGCGGGGAAAACCACCUCGACUUCCUGGCAGAGGCACUGGGCAUAGAGCACGCUUGGCGGGCAGAGUGUCGCGUCAUCCAGAUCAACACGUACAACCCCCGCUAUUCCGCUGCAUAUGACGCCUUUAUACUGAGCAAAGGCAGUAGUCCGGAGUUCAACGGGUUUUUCAAGCAGAAGAACCCCUACUACACGGCACUCGCUCUAGCACACCAUCUACAGAACUACGGCGUCUACGACAAAGUCGUACAGUGGACCAACGCUUUCGUGGACUUUCUGGACCCCCGAUAUGAGCCACAGAACACCAUCAACACCAUGCACGCCAUCACGUCUCUCAUUGUGACGUCCCAAAAGAAAUAUUGCCUCAAGGCCAAAAUCGGUAUCAUCAUAUUCGAGGCCGUGAAGGCCUGUGUCCCGUGCUCAGCGGUGGUCGUGUUGUGUUGCUUGUAG
Symbiodinium sp. CCMP2592 is the source of this 1050-nucleotide messenger RNA. The record is from the annotation of a GenBank genome assembly. Lineage: Eukaryota; Dinophyceae; Suessiales; Symbiodiniaceae.